Molecule: messenger RNA, 4313 nt
Organism: Zootermopsis nevadensis
Lineage: Eukaryota; Metazoa; Arthropoda; Insecta; Blattodea; Termopsidae
Product: protein artemis
Biological process (GO): telomere maintenance; double-strand break repair via nonhomologous end joining; interstrand cross-link repair
Molecular function (GO): 5'-3' DNA exonuclease activity; damaged DNA binding
Source: RefSeq, a predicted model, not a curated record
CGCUUGUCUCUGUCGCGUGCAGCCAAAUUGUACCGUAAAGAAGCUCUUCUCGAUGAAGGUCAGGAAAUUGUUGUGCAUUUGGGGAAAGACAAUUCUGAAAGUGACAGCAAUUCGUACACGAGCGAAGAUUGAGACGAUGGAGCUCGUCAACAUGGUACUGGGUUUUCUCAAUAACUGGAGUAUCUCCAUUAAAUAUGGACAGUGACACCGAUCAGUAGUGUUCGAAACACUUUGGUGCUGUGAAAGUGUCUUAUAGCGGUGUUGUUAUAGCUACACUGUAGUGCUUUAAAAAUCCGGAGUUGUUUUCUGCGGGUCUCGAAUAUUGGAUCACAUGAGAGGACUGAGAUCCAAUUUCUUUCUGAAACGCCUGGACCAUGAAGCACAUGUAUAUCUGUACUGUAGUGAGAUUACAGCCCACAUUUUGUCAUCAGAAAACACUUUUUCUGAGGUUCUGCAUAAGAUAAAGGUUUUACCACUUGGUGUUUCAAGUAUUGUGAAGAUUCUAGAUCAUAAUGGGUCAGCAGAAGAUGUUACUGUGUCUCUGAUACCAACUGGACACUGCCCUGGUGCAGUCAUGUUUCUGUUUGAAGGAGAGAUGGGACGGAUUCUCUAUACAGGGGAUUUCCGUCUUUGUGAAGGAGACGUGUCUCGGUUUCGUCAGUUUCACUAUUUGGAUGGGACGGUGAAGGUAAUUGACAAGCUGUACGUUGACACCACGUUUCUGAGCCGUCGGUAUCAGCGGUUUCCUUCAAGGACAGCCAGCAUGUCUAUUCUCUGCAAUCUCAUCACUUCAUGGCUUCACGAAGGACAUGAUAAUGACAUCUAUAUUCAAACAGCUGCAAAGUAUGGAUCAGAAGCUGUGUUCAUCGCUGUUGCAAAGCAGCUUGGGAUGAAGAUUCAUGUAAAUGAUACUACUUAUAAUGUUUAUAAGAAUAUAGCAGAGAUAAAAGAGGCUGUGACAGAUGAUCCGUACUGCACAAGGAUCCAUGCUUGUCAACAAUAUAAAUGGCCGUUCCGAUCGCGUGACAAGACCACCAUUUUACCUUGCCGGAAUAAAUCGUCCAAACUACGAAUUAUAAGGCCUUGUGCCAUGACUUUUACAUCUAAAGUGUAUGAUGGGUCAUUGGAGUCGGCGGUGUUGCAGUCCGAUGAUCAGGAGCUGUUCAGAGUAUGUUAUUCCUGCCACUGUUCAUACGGAGAGCUGGAACACUUUAUCAAGUAUCUGAAGCCUAGACAAAUACAAGCUUGCGUCAUUCCACAAAACAUGGAAGAAGCUGGCAUUUUAGAUUUAUUAAAAAAAGUCAGUAGGUGGGGAAAUGGCUCUUCUGAUAUGCCAUUAAUAACAGUAAGUAAGAAAUGCACUAAGAAUGGGAUAUCAUCAGACAUGGCAACAUUCAGUACCACAGCGCUUAUGAAACAAGAAAAUGCAGCUUCGUCAGGUAAUUUUGUGGUUGUGGAAGAGGCAAGUAGGGGAAACAUGCCGAUAGAAUGGAGUAAUGAUGAUGCAGAGAUUUAUAGGUUGAUUGCGGAAGAUCUUAAACCUAAAAUAGGUGAUCCGGAUGCGAUUAUCAAACAAAAUAUACGACUAGAAUUUCUGGAAAUUGCAGCAUGUUUGAACAAGUCAGUGGUGUGAGAGAACUGUUAAAUGGGGCAAACAGAAAUACUUCUGGUAUUGCAGUUAAGAUGGCAGUUGCAGGUGAAAGGCUAUUGGUUUGAUAGCCCUCAUAUAUUUUGUAUUUUAUUACUUUGUGUAGUACAGGGACUAGGUUGUCUUCUGGCUUUUUUGGCAUGGGCUAGCAUAAAGUAGUCUGUGAUAUUGCAGUUUCAGUGCAAAAGUCACACGUAUAUGUUUCGAUCUGUAAAUUUUAACAUGCAUCCAUUACCAUUAUGUUUUUUAUAUUGGCAUUUUAUGUUUGUCCCCAUGAAAUAUUCCACUAUUUUAUGAAUGAAUUUUCGUAAUAUUUAUAGUUUUUAAUUUUGGAGCUGUUUUGUGUACCAUCGAAGUUGCAUGUUCUGGUGUUUAAGUUAUGCAAGCAUAAAGACUGAUGAGGAUUGGUUGUGAUUUUCAGAGCCAGAUGUCAGUUUGACAUCUUUUACUUUUAUAUCGGACUUACCCAAACUUAAAGUGUAGAGGACUGUUAAUUCAGACGCAUUUCAAACUGGAUACGUAGAACAUCAACUGCUCCUCUUUGAAUUUGCGUGAAAUUUAAUUCAGAUACGUGGACCUUAUUUAAGCGUACUGGAAAGAUUAAUUUUGAUCUGCAUUGCAUAAUUUUUUGCUUUUUUCUAUGCGGAACUUUGAUUGUGAAGAAUAUUUUAUAUUUAUCAUACUUUCUAUUUAUCCCUUUGUUAAUUUUUAACAAGCUCGGUUUUCUUUCCCAUAUAUAUGGGGUAUGGUAAUAUAAGACUUUUGUGCAGCUCUUGAGCACGUUGGGCUUCGUUUAUAAUAAGAUGACUGGUAAGACAAUUGAGGGACAAUCAGUAACUUAGAAGUGACUUGCUGAGAGGAAGGAAGCAUAAAAUGCAAGAUGUGGUUGCAGACAGACUUAAGUGGUACAUUUCUGAACACUUAUAAUUACAGGCUAAAUUCUCAUUGAAGUGUUUGAAUGAAAUAUUCAGUUGUAUGUGCCUCUGCUUUUUUAUUAAUUAAUUUUAAUAAAUCGUUAAUUAUUGUGGUUGUAAAAUUGAUGAUUUAAAAGUGGAACUUCCUGGUACGAUCAUAGAAAGCGCAUUUUCUGUUUUUUUCAUCGCAUGUCCGAUUGCCAUUUCGGUAUAUAGAUCUGGGCAGUUGGGUGGAGGAUGCGUGUUCAUGUUGAAGCAUUCUGCCUGUUUACUCUGUCAAAUGCAAGAUAAAUUAUCUGCUGUCUUGCAGUUGGUUAAAAAUUAAAUUACCUUUACGGCACGGUCCAUAGGCGUAUUACUCUCUUUCGUGUCUCUGCAACCACACACUGUUUUCUGUUUGUUGUUGUUCAUAUUUAAUUAUGAAACUUAUUUGUUUUAAUUGUAUUGGUUGUUAUAAAUCUCGUGAGAUGUGAACAGGCCAAAAACUGAUUCAUACUUUGUCGUGUUUUAGUAAACUCACCGUUUAAGAACGAAGGGUUUGGUUUUUAUUCCGCCUUGUGUUUUGAUUUGGUUGAAGAUAAUUUGAGUAUGGAUUAUAGAAAUGGAAUAUGUUUGUCAUUUGGGCUGCAGUAACUUUUAACUAAUUUCAUGGAGGUCCAUGAAAAAAUUAUCGUCUUUCAUGCGGUAAAGGAACUGCUUGUCUUUUAUUGAACCUGAAGGUUCAUUAUUGCGUUUACAAUAGCCCACCACUGGUUCCUAUCCUUAGACGUGUCAUUGCAGCCCACACACUGUUUCUUUAAGAUCUAUUUAUGAUUCUCUAGUGGGACUGUGGGUUCGAAUCCCACUCAAGCCAUGGAUGUCUGUCCGCAUUGUGAUGUCCUGUGUACAGGUAGAGGCCUUGCGACGGGCUGAUCCCUCGUCCAAGGAGUCCUACCGAAUGCCCAUAGAUCAAGCCAACUAAAAAAGUUGGGGUCCCGUAAAAGGGUACCGGAAAAUGUAUGAACAUUAUUAAACCGGAAAAAUAAGAUGAUGAUUCUCUAGUGUGGCCUCUUUUCUCAGGUUUUGUGACUAAAAUCUGGGUUUAUUUGUCUCCUGGUUUUCCUCAGUACUUCACAUGGUUGGAGGUGAGGGUACUUUCAGAUGGACACGAAAAUUGUCUGUAACUCGUCAUAAGCGCGAUAAAGAUUGAAUGCCAUCUACCAAUAACUUUUGCAAGCAAUCCCUUCUGUGAUGAUUUAGUCUGAAGGUUAUUAUUUUUGUGGAUGUUUGAUUUUAGCGAGUUGGGUAAAGACCUUUGUUACGAAUUGUUCUAGUGGCAUAGAAUUUUAUUUUAAAGUGUAUGUAAUUUUACAUAUUUUGCAAACUUGUAUGACCAUGUCUUAAAAUUAAUAUUGAAAAUGUCUUAGUCAUUGUUUUUAUCGUGGUACCAGUGAACCAGUUUUGGUAGUCUUUUUUGUUUUUAUUUAUAAUCCUUAUGUUUCUAAUGUGGAUGUUUGAAAGUGGCGUUGAUGUGUGGAAAUGUAUGGGGUCAGAUGCUUAAGGUGAAGAAUCGACAUUUUAUAGCGCACGAUGAAAAUAAUUGAAAAAGGUAUUAAUAAUUGGAGUGCCUUAUAAUGUGUUGGUCUGAUGAUGGUGAAUGUUACUGAAAAAUGUAACCAAAAAAGUAAACAAUAAUCUAAAAAGAAAUUUGAUGACUGUAUUUUAACGACCUGUUGUGAUUUUAAUAAAACCUUGUUGAAUAAUUUGAACAA